Molecule: messenger RNA, 1938 nt
Organism: Mercurialis annua (annual mercury)
Lineage: Eukaryota; Viridiplantae; Streptophyta; Magnoliopsida; Malpighiales; Euphorbiaceae
Exons: 9
Coding region: 104-1621 (505 amino acids)
Cellular component (GO): nucleus
Source: RefSeq, a predicted model, not a curated record
UUCUGCUUCCCACUUUCGAGUGUGAAAAAGUACACAAUUUAGACUUAUUAUUUAAUUUCGAAAUUCCGUGCUAAUUUCUCCCUCUCAAAGUAUCGCCGAGAAAAUGGCUGAAGAAGAGGUAGUUACUGUUUCCGAGCCGGUAAAAGGCGAAACGGCGGCUGAAUUAUCCGAUAUCGAGUGUCGGAUUAAGGAGGCUAUGCGCUCCCGCGUCAACCACUUCAAAGAACAAUCCGACUCUUUAACAUUUGAAGGAGUAAGAAGAUUGCUAGAGAAGGAUUUAGGAUUGCAAGAAUAUGCACUAGAUGUUCAUAAGAGAUUUGUUAAGCAAUGCUUGCUGCCGUAUUUAGAUGGCUCUGGUGAGAAUAAUGCCUCCAAGGAUUCUGGAGAAACUGAUGAGAAAAUUGCUAGUCCAUUCAAAAGAGAAACAGGCGAGUCAGAUUCGCCCGAGGGAAAUGAGUCAGCGAAUGACGUAAAAGAAACUUGCUCAGAAAAUGAGGAGAAAAUGGAAGACUCUCCAGUAAUGGGACUUUUGACUGCCAAAAAAAAACCUAAAUCACAAAAUGAGGAAACUCCAGCAGUUGAUGAAGAUAAUAAAAAAGUUCCGACUGAGGCCACUGUAAAAAAGGCAUUGUGGAAGAAGGCUUCCUAUAUCAAAGCGAAUUCUGAAAAAGUUACGAUGGCUGGACUUCGUCGGCUUUUAGAAGAAGACCUUGGACUUGAGAAAUAUGCCCUGGAUUCCUUCAAGAAAUAUUUAAGCACAGAGUUGGAUAAGGUAUUACAAUCUUCUGAAGUUUCUGAACCUAAGAAGAAAAUUGUCAAAAAAAAUCUUCAAGGGAAAGCAUCUAAAAAGAUGAAGACUGAAGAUAGUUCUGGCUCAUCUGAUAGAGAAACUGAUGAUGAGGAUGAUGCCAAGCCAAAGAAGAAAACUGGUCCUAAGCAAAAGAGGCUAAAUUCUGAAGGGCCUAAAAAGAGGAAGAGAAUUGAAACAGAAACUAAAGUAACUAGCAAGAAGCUUGCCAAACAUGAGAAAACAACAACAGAGGAUAAUAGUGAUGCAGAAAACAGUGGAAAUGCCUCUGAUGAGAGCCGUUCUCAAUCUUCUACUGAAAAACCAGUAAAGAAAAAGGAGACUUCAACUCCGGCAUAUGGGAAACGUGUUGAACAUUUAAAAUCUGUAAUAAAAUCCUGUGCAAUGAGUGUGCCACCUGUAGUUUACAAGAAAGUCAAGCAGGUGCCUGAGAAUAAGCGGGAGGCCCAGCUGAUAAAGGAACUGGAGGAGAUACUUUCCAAAGAAGGAUUGUCAUCAAACCCUUCAGAAAAAGAAAUCAAGGAAGUCAGAAAGAAGAAGGAAAGAGCAAAAGAACUUGAGGGCAUUGACAUGAGUAAUAUCGUGUCAAAUUCACGUAGAAGGUCCACAACAAGUUAUGCACCACCUCCAAAGCCCAAAAUACCAGUUGAAAGUGAUAAUGAUGAUAAUAGUGAUGAGGAUGAGGAUGAGGAUAAUGACGACGAUGACGAUGAGGAAGAGGAAAACGAUGAAGAAGAUGACGGAGAUAAUGAUGGCGAUGAAGACAUUAAGAGUGAAGAACAAAAUGCAGAGAGUGGGGAGGACAGCGAUUGAAUCCUCGAUGAGCUUAUCCGGUAGUUGCUUGAUGGUAGACGCAUCAACAACAGAUUACAUGCAUGUAUCAUCAUUUUUAUUUAAUGAUAUUCAAUUCUGUUGCUUUUCUACGCUGUAUUGCAAGUGGAUGACCAUGUAGCUUCUUUUUUUUCCUUAGAAUUUUUUUUGCAGCUUUUAUUAGAUAAUUUUAUGGUAGCUGAUCUGGUGACGUGUAAAUCGUAAUGCUCUUCUUCCCUUGACUCGAAAAUUAGUUUCAAAAUAGAAACUGGUAGUUCUGUAAUUGUGUGUUAUUUUUAUAUUAAUCAAGAUUGCUUCGA